Messenger RNA from Strongylocentrotus purpuratus (purple sea urchin), 2307 nucleotides. RefSeq names its product probable flavin-containing monoamine oxidase A. Gene Ontology annotation, molecular function: oxidoreductase activity. The transcript is spliced from 11 exons. The record is from RefSeq and is a predicted model, not a curated record. The coding region runs from base 135 to 1754 and encodes 539 amino acids. NCBI's taxonomy places the organism in Eukaryota, Metazoa, Echinodermata, Echinoidea, Camarodonta, Strongylocentrotidae.
UGUUGCUUUGUUUAUUUAUUUUAUGGAAAAUUUGCGUUGCCAUAUUUCCAUGCAUUUGAACAAACAUAUCUAUACACAGUGGUGAAAGGCUCUAGUCUUGAGCUUAGUAUCAACAAAGGGCCAUUGUCUUGAAGAUGUCUCAGCCAAUUAGUGCAUCAGAUGGGGAGUAUGAUGUCAUUGUGAUAGGGGCGGGGCUUUCCGGUCUCACAGCGGCUUAUCAACUUAGAAACACUAUCCCAGGAUGCAAGGUGAUCGUGCUAGAAGCAAAAGAUAGGAUUGGAGGAAGAACCUUAACAGUGCCGCUCAAAUGCGCCGGUGGGACUGACUAUUGGGACUUAGGAGGACAGUGGGUCUGCAGAACCCAACACCAUAUUCUCUGGCUUCUGAAGGAAUUGGGAAUGGGACAAUACCCUCAGUUCACCGAUGGUACCAAACUCCAGCAGAGCGGGAAUAGUGCAAAGCCAAUGAUUAGAACUUACGAGAGUGAAAUACCGUCGCUGCCGCUUCAUGUUCUUCUCGAUCUCCUCAAUUUUGAAAGAAAGGCCGAUAGCCUUGCACGAGAUAUACCCUGUGAUGCGCCAUGGAGAGCCAAAAAUGCAGAUGAUUAUGACAGCAUUACCUUUGAACAAUUUCUCGCCAGAGAAACAUGGACACAAGGGGCCAAGGACGUAGUGGAAGGAGGCUUCGAGGUCGUCAAUGGUUCUCGAGGCAGGGGUCACAGCGCCCUCAAUUAUCUUUUCUAUAUCAGUUCGGGCAUUAGCAACAAGAGUCUCUACGACAACAAGAAUGCUGGAGCACAGGAGAGUAAGAUAAAGGGAGGGGCACAGCCCUUGAGCAUUAAACUACAAGAAAGACUUGGUCAGUCCAAUGUCCUUCUCUCUGAACCAGUGGUCAGCAUUGACCAAAGCUCAAGGUCAGAGGUCAAAGUCCGAACCCUCUCAGGGAAAUCCUUCACCUGCAAAUACGUCAUCAACUCAAUCCCCAUGAACUGUUCAGUGUCUAUACAAUACCUUCCAGAGCCUCCAUCAAAAAGACAUAUGUUUAUAGGUCACACAAAAGUUGGGAACCUGUUGAAGUUCAUCGCAACGUACAAAACAGCAUUUUGGCGUGACAAAGGCUACUCUGGUGAGAUCUUCAACAUGUCAACCAAUGAUGGUAGCAACUAUCGAGGACCGUUGCUCUAUGUUGCAGAUGCAACAUCACCUAACGAUAGUCCUGCCUUAGUUGGGUUUAUUAACAACCCACUAUAUUGGGGCAACGUAGAGGAUUGCAAGAGAAAAAAUGCUAUUCUGCAGCACCUUGCAACAUUUCUGGGAUCUGAAGCUUUGACACCAAUUGACUUCAUGGAGAAGCAUUGGGCCAAAGAACCUUACAAUGGGGGAUGUCCUACAAAUAUGAUGAUGACUGGUGCUGCCGAGUACUGGGAUGAAAUCAGAGUGCCUUUCCAUCGAGUACACUGGGCGGGUACCGAGACUGCCACGCACUGGAUGGGUUACUUGAGCGGCGCUGUACAGUCCGGUCUACGAGCUGCAGAUGAGAUAGUCAACAUGCUUACAACCUCUGAGGAAUCAAAAGGCAACAGUUCAGAUCUACUGCAGUCACUGGACAAUCUAGGGGAUGUAGACCGGAGAUCAGAGGUCAGCUGGACGAGUUGGGGAGUGUCGGGGUUGUGGACCUUGGGGAAGAUUGGUCUGGGAUUGGUUGCGGCCGGUUUGGUAACUGCUGGAGUUCAGGCUUUGCUACAAGCAGAUUGAUGGGAGACCGAGGUGCUGCGAGAAGAUUUUAGUAAUGUGAAUAUAUUUUUUUAAUCAUUACUUUGGAAUAGCGCCAAUUUCGUAAACAACAAAUAUUAGAAACCGCUAAAGUAAGUGAUUUUAUUUUAAAAAAGCAUUUUAAAGAAAAUGAAGUACAUCGCAACCUUUAGGUAGAUGAUGAUUUAUUACUGGCAGAGAAGUGCCUGAAUAUCUCCAUAUUUGAGCAACGAGCUAGGCGCCCGAAUAGCCUUCCAUUUGACAGCGAGGUGCCCGAAUAUGUAUUAUAAACUUCAAACUUCAUAUGUUUUAUAUCGAAAUUACCACACUCGUUCGCUUCAUUCGCUCACAACUUUUAGAAACAGGAUUAUUCUGAGCAAUAAGAAUAAGCCCAAAUCUCCUCAUAUUCGUGCCUCAAAUUGACCGCACAUAAUGAUUUUGUUAUCCAUGUAUUUGGCAGCAAGGUGCAUGUACGCUUAUUUCCAUAUGUGUUGAUAAUAAAGUAAUUUUUGAAUUAGAUGUUAAAGGGAUCCGGUAACGUUGUCUCGGAUUCUAA